GAUGAAACAACUCAACUACAUCUUUCAAUGACUUUUAGUGGGCUUGACGAUCCGCCUACGGACUCAAACAAUCCUCCUGCGCCGCCCUGUGUUUCGAUUCACACAACCGGGCUUCCUUGUCGAUGUUGGAUGAGGGAACACCAAAUACGGAAUCGAUGUGUGGUGGCCAAUGUGAGAUUGUAUUGCAUCGUUCCACAGGCCGUCAAAUGACUUGUUCGAGCGUAUCAAGUGUACGUUCCAUCGCGUAUGAUGCUCUCCGUAUGUCAUACACUUCUUUCCUUCCUUUGCAUUUUUUUCUUUCGAAUUUGGGUUUCUCUACACUGCUAGCGAAGAUCUUUCUCCUUUACCUGUUUGACGCCGAACCUACUUUACCGCCUGUCACGACUUGCCCCAGUUUAGUCAAUAACGAUAUAACCAAUAACAGUCAAACAGACUUCCAAAGCAUCCGCGGUGGAUUGGAGAAGUUGAAGCAUUCUAGUACUUGGUCCGUAGGUCCGCAGAAGGGUCAAACCUUCGAGCCUACAUAUACGAGUAAAACUAAGCGACCCAACUGUUCAAAGACAUACUUAUCCACUUUCUACGGAAAGCCAAGCAGUCCGAUGCCCGGCCAAUGAAGGCAUCGCCUCUCUCGUAUCGACCAUGCGUGUAGUUCCGGAUGCGGCGGGAGGAUUGUAGGUGGACAUAAAAACGGGUCAAUUUUCUAAGCAUGCCGGAAUUCGGCCGAGUAUUGGAGUAAGCGAUCAGGCAGGCUAAAGACUAGGAAGUAUAUGGUAGGUGUCACCUACUCUCACUUGUGUGACUCUUACCGUGUUCGCCCUAUUUCCACCAGUGCCGCUCCUUCUGUUCACAGACUCACUCUGGACACGAC
Molecule: messenger RNA, 868 nt
Organism: Cucurbitaria berberidis CBS 394.84
Lineage: Eukaryota; Fungi; Ascomycota; Dothideomycetes; Pleosporales; Cucurbitariaceae
Exons: 1
Coding region: 123-614 (163 amino acids)
Source: RefSeq, a predicted model, not a curated record